Molecule: messenger RNA, 2181 nt
Organism: Oikopleura dioica
Lineage: Eukaryota; Metazoa; Chordata; Appendicularia; Copelata; Oikopleuridae
Source: the annotation of a GenBank genome assembly
AUGCCAAGAGCCACUCGAAGUCGGGUUUUAACCCACAGGGAUCGAUCCCAGCCAUAUUCUCCUGCUAGGCGGCACAACUCAAAUCGUGAAACAGGUUUGCAAGACAUCCAACCAACUAUCCACUGGGCCGCACGAAGCCGAAGCGUCGCCAGCAGCAGCACCAGUAGUAGGAGCGAUGCUGCUGAAAAUAGAGAGCAAGACAAUGAAGCUCUUGCCAGCGAUUCCGAAGAAGAUCCAGGAGACUCCGCUCUUUUCGGCCCCGACUCGGAUGAAACUGACGUCGAGGGCGAUGCUGAAUAUCUACCGUCACAAGUCACGGAAAAUGGAGGAGUAAUCGUCCCCGAUAGUGACGAAACAGAUGCAGAGGCGGAUAGUGAUGCGACAGACGCGGAACUGAACCUUGACGACUUUAUGUUACAACCAGGCAUGGAUGAAGGCCUACCGCCGGGAAUCCGUCCAGAUACACCAUACGAUCUGGGACUUGGGGACGAAGAUGACGUAGACGAUGAAAAUGGAACCCAAGACGAUCGCGAGGAUUCGGACGUGCCAGAUCCGACUCAGCCCGUCGUUGAGAAUCCAACAAUCAUCGCAGAUGAUAGCGUUAUUCUUAUCGAAGAUGAACCAGCGGCACCAGAGCCAGUUCAAAAUCUGCCGCUUCAACCAAAACCUUCUCCCAAGAAAAAGUCACCCGUCAAAGCACCUCCUUCCCUCAACGAAAGUGUCGACAACGAAAUUGCCCAGUGCCACAUUUGCUUCGAGAAUAUGAAAACGGACGGAGCGCAUGAAAUAUGCGCGUUGAGUUCUUGCGGCCAUCUUUUCGGCCGAGAAUGUAUAACGAAAUGGGUGAAAAUGAAGAAGGAAUGCCCGAACUGUAAGAAAAAGACGACCAAGGGGCAGAUAAAGAAGAUCUAUCCGAGCUCGAUGCCGCUUGUGGCAGAAGAUACCAGCGAAAUCGAAGGACUCAGAAAACAAGUUGAAGAAAUGUCAGCAGCAAACAAAACUCUGCGGGACAAACUUAACGUCUCAGAGACGGAGCUGAAAAUCACCAAAGAAAGUUUGAAAGCAAACGAAGCCAUCAUCCACCAUUUGCGAAUGAACCGCCGCACGAGUAAUGAUCAGAGCAAGGACGAAAGACGGCCAAGGCAUUUCCCGAAAUUCAUUCUUCGAAAGGAAGAAAAACUUAUCAAAGAAACCAACCAGCCUGGGCAGAAAGAAGCAUGUAGAUUACUUGCUGUUGACGAUCCUUUUCGGUCCACUGUGCUCUGCGCGACUUCAAUUUCGAAUCAGAAUACGACGACGUUUUCAAACUUUUCGCAUGGAAUCUGCGUGUUGGAUAUUCAAACGAUGGCCAGGAAGAAAUAUGUGGCCACGCAUAAGCAAUCGAUAAAGGACAUUGAGUUCAACAGUGGCUACUUGCUCACUGGAAGCUUGGAUAAGUCGAUGAAAGUCAUCGACCUCGAAGCUUCAAGAAUCACCCGCAGUUUCGAAACUCAGGUUCCAGUCUGGUCUGUAACAUGGAACCGGGGAAAGCAACUGGUCUACGGCGGCAUCAAAGCAUCCGUCCUCGAGUUCGACGUCCGGGUCAAGACCAGCAAGCCCACCAGAACCAUCAAAGUCCCCGGGGGCGACUACCAACAAGUCCAUUCGCUUUACUUCAAGAACAACGGGCUUCUUUGCGGCCAGUACAAGAUGUAUCAAUGGAUUGGACUCGAAAAUACGAAUUCCGUGUCUGUUCUUUCUCAAGAAGAAGAAAGUCCAUCAAGCUUUAUGCCUGGAAAUGGGAUGCCUUUCCACGUGCUAGGGGACAACUUACUCGCUACAUUCCGCAACAAGCCACCUCAAACUAAAUUAUCAAAGCUCAGUUUUACUUCGCAGAAUUCUCAGGAGGGCGCUAGAAGACUUACCAAUGAUGUUGUGAAUACGUUUAGUGUCUCGCAUCAGCAUGAUAAAAUGCUCAGGGAUAAGCUUUUAAACUUGGACGACCAUCUUGUGGCUGCUUGUACCAAUCAACAGACCGGAAGUUUGCAACUCCAUGAUGCGCAUUCCGGUGACCUUCUUCAGCGAUUUGAGCGCGCUCAGAAUACCAUUCUCGACUGUGUCCAGUAUCGACUUGGUACAACAAACUACAUCGCUGAGCUUGACGGUCGAGCAGUCCGAUUCCACGAGCAACAGAAAAUGUAA